This is a messenger RNA of Cotesia glomerata, 2964 nucleotides long. RefSeq lists its product as uncharacterized. The transcript is spliced from 12 exons. The record is from RefSeq and is a predicted model, not a curated record. The coding region runs from base 1558 to 2805 and encodes 415 amino acids. NCBI's taxonomy places the organism in Eukaryota, Metazoa, Arthropoda, Insecta, Hymenoptera, Braconidae. Gene Ontology annotation, biological process: positive regulation of fibroblast growth factor receptor signaling pathway; signal transduction; positive regulation of epidermal growth factor receptor signaling pathway.
AUCGAUCCACUCGAGUGAACAAGAAUGUAUCACCUUACAAGAUGACAUACCAUAUUAUAUUUAUAUCAUAUUAAUCCAUAUUAAUUUUUUUUCUAAACAGGACCACAAGUUGAGUAUCAACGUAAAUGAAAACAAGUGUCCGGGGCAUUAACAUGCGUAACAAGCGGCCUUGUGUUGGUCUGUGUCUGCACAGGUGGAUGUGGGCGAUCGAUACGGACGUAAGUAAGUAAGUACACACGAAGGACUUUGGCAUCCGUGAAAGUUGUACGUCGCCGUGGUGCUCUCUCUACAAAGUGUGUAGUGUUGUUGAUGUUGGUGUUGCUUGUAGCCUGUGGGAAAGUAACGCAACACCAUGGGACCCACAGCCGGUUCGCUGGUUAUACUUUAUACUGGACCGCGAUAUUCCCAGAUCCCAGCCGACAAACCAUUUCCAAAACUCCCACGAGCAGCCCAUCAUCACUCUAAUAUACACUACAAAUACUCUGGUUACGCGCACUUGGAAGGUCGAAGAAAGCGAUUUUUAUUUUAAAGAGACUUUUUAAUUUAUCAAUAUGAAAAAAAAUAUAGCAGUCAAAAAAAUGUAAAAAUACACAAAUCCCUUGAUAAAAUAACACAAGUGGUUCAUUGUUCAUAACCGAGAUAGAAUAAUCCUCGAUAUAAGAAUGUACUGUAGCAAAUAUAUGAAAUUCAAAGGCGUCGAUUCUUCAUCUGAAUCGGAGAUGUUAGCCGACAACCGAGUUGUGCGCCACAGAGCCAUGCCAGGUCUGCUUGGCAUAUCAUCUAGAUGACUGAGAACUGAGGAAAUAAAAGGAAACUAAUCCAACAAUCACCACAAAGUGCAUUGGAUCCCGGCUGAAGCAACAAAAGCGAAGCCCAUUUCAUGAGAAAGAGAUCGGGGAUGGUGAUUUGUAUUUGUAUUCAUCGGCGUCACAAUAAAAAAGAGUGACACGGAACAAGGACGCCCCCGCGAUUGACAAUCUUGGAUAUGGCCAUGGAAAAAAUACACCAUGCCCUGUAAUGUUCCUAUGGUGAAUAUGGACACUUCACCAUACACCGUAUGCGGUCGCGCAUAACACCGUUCCCCGUUCCCUCUUCCUCGUUGUCCCGACACCGGACGUGGGCUGGUCCCUGAGUACGACAGAGAGCCCCAACACCAGAGAAGAAAAGAUGAAAUAAAACCGGAGAGGGGAGAGCCACACGAGUUAAAUACAAUCCAGUGUCAUGUCACUUAUAUGCCAAAUUAAAAUUCAUUUUAAUAAAUUUAACAAAAUCAAUCAAUUAUUUGGAUAGUGUACAGUAAAGUGGAACUGACUAACAAUCAAAACUCCAAAAAGUUUAUUACUAAUCCACGGUUUAUUUAUCGAUGACUGUACUUGGAUGCAGUGGUGACUCCGAGUGUGACUCGUUUUAUUAUCAUUUUGUUUCGAAAGAUCCUGAAUUACGCAUAAGUGAAUAAUAAUUAUUAAAAGAAAAGUUUUAAACUGCACACGGAUUUAAGGUGCAUUUAUUGAGAGUCUGAGGCAAGGACUUGAAUUCCGAGGAAAGAAGAUAAGAGGGAUGCUGAAACACGUGUCGAUAUCGCCGUGGAGAGGAAGAUCAGACAGCGUCAGUCUGGCCUCCAGCAAUGGAGAUACCAGUAGCUGCGGAAGCGGAAGUCCAACCCCUAGUCAUACUCCACCACCCUCACGUGCGUCUUCUUGCGCGUCUCUCGUUCCACUUACUGCGCUAUCUAGCUUUUCACCUGCUGAUACCGCGUCACAACAAACGACAAUAAAAGUGUACGCGAACUGCCUGAGACCAGAUAUCGAAUACAAAACGCUGUCAAUAACGUACGAGACGACGUGCCAUCAAGUCGUGCAAAAUUUAUUAAACAAAUAUCGAAUGAGACAUCGGGACCCGAGAUUAUUUUAUAUGACCAUGGAAGUCACUGUCAGGCGAGCUAAUGUCAGGACUAUUUUACCGUUAGAUGAAGAUGCUAGACCUGCCGUACUACAAUCUUGCCAUCCACGUGGUGAUUCUAGAUUUUCAUUACAAACACGACGUGGAGGAUUAGUUAAAAUUUAUGACAGCGCAUUAAUGUCCGGGUCAAAAUACAAGAGCCUAUUAAUAUCAGAGCGGACAACAGUAGACGAGUUGAUUCAAAUGCUGCUGAACUGCUAUAAUUCAGCGGAGCCAGUUGAGCAAUUCUCUUUGUACGAAGUGUGCGAAGGUGAAGAAUACCAGCGUAAAUUACACCCCGAUGAUUCGCCACUUAAAGUAACGCAGAAGUGGACAAGUAUCGAUAGACACCUUCGCAUACGCAGGAAUCCAGACUACGACCCACAUAGGAGAAAGAGUAUGUGGGCUUCUGAUUCAACAAUAAGUGCAGCGUUAUCACGUCUUCAUCUUCAAAAUAAAAUUCAUUUAUCCCAGCAAAAUUUGUCUUCUGAAAAAUCAAAGACUCACGAUCAUUUAAAUGAUAGUAAUAAUAAUAAUAAUAAUAAUAAUAAUAAUAAUAAUAGCAGUAAUUCAAACACAAAUUUAUCAACAUCAUCUUACUGCCUGUUAUUGCGUCAGCGCGGAAAAUGCAAAGUAAAUAAUAAUAAUAGAAAUAAUCAUAAUCAUAAUUACCCAAAUAAUGGAAAUGUCAGUAUCAAUAAAAGUAACAGUUCUACAAGUGCGAGCCAGGAAUGUGGAAGAAACCAACUGACUCGCAGCACUAAAAUGUCUAAUUUACUGCCGCAGAGUUUGCCAUCCACUCCGCUGACUUCUAAACACCUCAUGGCCUCGCACUUUUCAAACUACGAAAAUUUUUUUUACAUUUAAUUUAUAAAAUGCCUGUCAAGUAUUUAUUUUACUGUUAAGAAAAUUUUUUAUUAUUUUUAAUUGAUCCAAUUAUUUUUUUUCGAUUUAAUUGACAAUUACACGUUUUGAUAAAAGUAUGGCGUAAAAAAAAUUCUGGUUAAUUUUUUUAUAUUGUUAUUU